Guyanagaster necrorhizus is the source of this 792-nucleotide messenger RNA. RefSeq lists its product as uncharacterized. Gene Ontology annotation, molecular function: polygalacturonase activity. The record is from RefSeq and is a predicted model, not a curated record. Gene Ontology annotation, biological process: pectin catabolic process. The coding region runs from base 1 to 792 and encodes 263 amino acids. NCBI's taxonomy places the organism in Eukaryota, Fungi, Basidiomycota, Agaricomycetes, Agaricales, Physalacriaceae. Gene Ontology annotation, cellular component: extracellular region. The transcript has 12 exons.
AUGUACUCUGGAUACAGUCCAAAUCUCAAUAGCAUGGAUGAGGAAGUGAAGGGAUUCAUUGAAAGAAACGCACUAGAAACCGAACAGACGAUGAAACGUUCGAUCAGGUUCAAGGGCUCCAGAAAUUAUUCUCAGUUAACGUUUUUAACAGCCCAGUUCAAGCCAUAUCUACCGGUAACAGCGACGGACUCACCUUCGACAGUAUCACUGUCGACAAUAGCGCUGGAGACACAAACAGUCUGGAUCAUAGUACCGACUUUCCAAAACAACCAGUGCUCUGGCGGUCAUGGCAUUUCUGUUGGUUCCAUAUCCGCUGGAAAGACGGUUACCGACGUGACUAUCUCUGGAAACACUGUUACGAACUCUAUGUAUGGGCUUAGGUACGGCAAUGGUUCUUCUUCCCUCGCUCGGUGUUCUAGCGUUGGCGGCGUUGGCGGAAUCAAAGUCAAAGCAGAUACCACGAGCGUCAAAAUAUCGGGCAUCACGUACUCGAGCAACACCGUCAGCGGUAUCACCAAAUACGGUGUCUUGAUCUUUCAGUCGUAUCCGGAUGAUGCUGGCACUCCCGCCCGGCGUCCCUUCGAUGGACCGUGCCGCGGGCGUGAGCUUCACCGGCACAGCUACUACAGUCAAGUCAGAGACAAUGUGGAGCGAUUGACUAUCGGCUGCGAGCCGCUUGUCGCGACAGAAAUGGCGCCGGGACGAUACGUUCCAUCUCGUUUGAAUGCAUCGGACAUAGGACUUCUCCAAGUUGACGGUCACUGGUGGCUCCGCUGGAACUGUCUCCAGUGA